This is a messenger RNA of Momordica charantia (bitter melon), 3506 nucleotides long. Its product is annotated as receptor-like protein 6. Gene Ontology annotation, molecular function: protein binding. The record is from RefSeq and is a predicted model, not a curated record. NCBI's taxonomy places the organism in Eukaryota, Viridiplantae, Streptophyta, Magnoliopsida, Cucurbitales, Cucurbitaceae.
UGCAGAGUUAUUUAUUACUUGGCGACUUGGGCUGGAUAGGAUACCAUAUGUCACUUUCUUACAUCACCCAUAGCUCCCUUUGACUUGAAGAUGCGUCCAAUUUCCAAAUGAGAAAAUGAAGACAAUUUUAUGAAGAAAACGCCAUAAUCUUAAACAAUCCACAGUGGUCAAGAAAAGGAAACUGGCUGUAUGCUUGUGUUUCCAUUAAAUUAUUCUGAAGAGAUCAUCGAGUUUCAAAGCAAUUUGGUGGUUAUAAGCCAGAUUUUCUUUCAACCCAAACCCAAACUUCAAUAACCUUCCAUUACCCAUAAAAGAGAAAAUAUCACUACCCCCAAUGGAUCCAUGGUUUUGCUUUUGCCGUCUAGUUUUCUUCUCAUGCCUCCUCUUCUCUGCAACUCAAUGCUCGGCGGCAACGUGCCGCAGUUCAGAGAGGUCUGCCCUGUUGCAGUUCAAGGAUAGCUUCGCCGCCGACCCUUCUUGCUCCGGCGAUCCUCCAAUGGUUGCUUCGUGGGCGGCGGAAGGCGGAGGAGACGACUGCUGCUCGUGGGUCGGCGUCGAGUGCAGCAACCAGACCGGAAACAUUAUCGGACUUAACCUUGCCGGCGGAUGUCUGUACGGUUCCAUUGACUCUAACAGCAGCCUCUUUGGACUUGUUCAUCUUCAAACGCUUGUUCUUGCUGGAAACAACUUCAAUUUCUCCGAAAUCCCUGAAAGUAUUGGACGGCUUUCUGAUUUGACGCGCCUGGAUCUUUCUGCUUCUGUGUUUUCUGGGCAAAUCCCUUCGGCAAUAUCGAGGUUGUCCAGGUUAUCAUACUUGGAUUUGUCUGGAAAUGUUGAUGAUUCUUUAAAUCCAUUGUUGGAGCUGAAGAACCCUGAUUGGAGAAAUUUGGUUCUGAAUCUUACUAGCUUGGAGACCCUGCGUCUCAGUAGGGUUAAUAUCUCUUCUGCUGUUCCUGAUUUUCUUGCAAAUCUCUCUUCUUUGGAGAAUCUCUUCCUGGGGCAAUGUGGGUUGACUGGAAAUUUUCCUCAGAAAAUCUUUCACUUACCGAAUCUGCAGCAUCUUGUUCUUCCAUACAAUCCAGGCCUCUCUGGUACUUUGCCUGAGUUCAACUUGAACAGUUCUCUUGUGAGGAUAUGGCUCGAACAAAGUGCAUUUCAUGGUGAAAUACCCUCUUCAGUUGGAAAUCUUAAGUCCUUGACUUGGUUGAACUUAGCAGAUAGUAACUUUUCUGGGAUAGUUCCUUCCACAAUUGGUAACCUUACCAAACUCCAGCUGUUAGACCUUCAUUUAAACAACUUUACCGGGCGAAUUCCUUCGUCCCUCGAACAGCUAACCGAGUUGGAUCGUGUACUUCUUAGCUAUAACAAUUUUAGAGAUGCAACCUUGUCUUGGGUUGGUAAGCAGAAUAAGCUUACUUACCUGGGACUUUCUGGGAUCGGUUUGAGUGGUACUCUGCUGCCCUCUGUUGGAAACUUGACUAAGAUUGUUUCGCUACUUCUCGGCGAAAAUCGAUUGACAGGUGAGCUUCCAUCUUGGAUAGGUAAUUUUACCCAGCUAACUGAAUUCCAUCUGUAUGGGAACAAAUUGAGCGGUUCAAUCCCGCAGUCUUUUUCUCAACUUAUUAACCUUCAGAACCUUUAUCUUCAGUAUAAUCACUUGAAUGGGACUGUGCAAUUAAGCAUGUUUUUGAAGUUCCCGAACCUUACUGAACUUCACCUAACUGCCAAUGAUUUGACUGUUCUUGACGAUCAUAUCAGUAGCCCAAAUGCAACUCUUCCAAAGUUCAACUUGCUAGGACUUGGAUCGUGCAAUUUAACUCAAAUUCCAGCGUUUCUUGAACAUCAAAAUCAGAUAGAGGUAUUAGAACUUGGAGAAAACAAUAUUCAAGGCCAAAUACCCAAAUGGAUGUGGAAUAUGAGCAGAGAAAGUUUGAAGGUUUUCAACUUGAGUCACAACGCCCUGACAGGGGUAGAAGAAUCUCAAGACGCUCUUCCUUGGGUUAAUCUCUAUGUAUUAGAUCUCUCUAAUAACAGGUUACGAGAAUCAUUUCCAUUUCUACCUGCCAUAUGCAAGCUAAGUUCACUUGUGGCCCUUGAUUUGUCUAGUAAUCUAAUGAGUGGUGUUCUUCCACCGUGUAUUGGGAAUUUCAGUUCUUUGGAUAUCAUGAAUUUUAGACAAAACUCGCUUCAUGGAACUAUUCCUGAUACCUUCAUAAAUGGGAGCAAAUUAAGGUUCAUUGAUUUCAGUCAGAAUCAGUUGCAAGGUCGAGUACCAAGAUCAUUAGCCAAUUGUAAGAGUCUGGAAAUCAUUGACUUGAGUGACAACCAAUUGACCGAUGGUUUUCCUUUUUGGAUUGGAAAUCUUCCCAUGCUAAGACUUCUAAUUCUACGGUCUAAUCACUUCCAUGGAAAAAUCGAAGAACCCGACACAAAUACCGAGUUCCCCAUGAUGCGAAUCGUUGAUCUCUCCCACAAUAACUUUUCGGGUAAUCUCCCUUUGAAGUAUCUAACUAAUUCRAAAGGAAUGGAGAUUUUCAACAAUACUGCUUCAACAUAUAGAAACACAUUUGUAAGUUUCUCAUUCAACUAUGUUUGGGCACUUGAAUUUUUCUACUCUACCACAAUAACCAUCAAAGGUUUUGAGAGAAACUACUCAAGGAUCCAAGAAGUCUUUACGAGUAUCGAUCUCUCAAGUAAUAGAUUUGAAGGUGAAAUACCAGAUCUUGUUGGGAACCUAGAAGGCCUCCAAUCUCUCAACGUUUCCCACAACACGCUCACUGGCCGCAUCCCACCAUCGAUGGGGAAUAUGGCACGACUUGAGUCUUUGGACCUUUCGCACAACCAACUCUCAGGACCAAUACCUCAGCAACUCUCACGGCUUAAUUUCCUUGCAAUAUUUGACAUCUCAUACAACAACCUCUCCGGUCCGAUACCACAAGGGAACCAAUUUAACAAUGUCGAUAACAGUUCGUAUGCAGGCAACAUGGGAUUAUGUGGAGCACCAUUGUCAAAAAAAUGUGGAGAUUCCGAGCCACCUUCAUCGGGCUCUGACGAGGAUGAAGAUGAAGAAUCAGAUUUUCACAUUAGCUGGAAGACGGUGUUGAUUGGAUAUGGAUGUGGAGUGUUGGUUGGAAUGGUUGUAGGGAACUAUAUUCUUACAAGGAAGCAAGAAUGGUUCAACAAGACCUUCAAAUUUGGAAAACCCAAACAGUGGGAGGACUGAAUGACAGCAAGAUGCAUGAGACUCGGGAGUGGAUGACACUGGGUACCUCAGAUGCCUGAAUCUGCAAGAUAAUUGAAGAACAUACUGCUGCUUUAUCCUACAUUUUUGUUUUUCUUUGUGUAAAGUUUUGCUUCUUUUACACACGUAGGGAACAGAAUUGGGAACUGUACCAUAUUGUUGUAGUAUAUGUAAUGUACAGUAUUUCUAAUUCAAAGACAGUAAACUCCCACCAUCUAACAGCUGAGUUUGCAAGUUAUAGAUGCUUCAAAUGGAGGAUUUUCAA